Molecule: messenger RNA, 4995 nt
Organism: Cervus elaphus (red deer)
Lineage: Eukaryota; Metazoa; Chordata; Mammalia; Artiodactyla; Cervidae
Gene: B4GALT6
Product: beta-1,4-galactosyltransferase 6
Exons: 9
Coding region: 309-1457 (382 amino acids)
Biological process (GO): carbohydrate metabolic process; glycosphingolipid biosynthetic process
Molecular function (GO): UDP-galactose:glucosylceramide beta-1,4-galactosyltransferase activity
Source: RefSeq, a predicted model, not a curated record
CCGCCGCCACCGGGCGCGUCGAACGCCGCUCCUCGCCCUUCCACGGCCUCCUCGAGUCCUUUGGUCCUCGGACCCGGGCCCCGCGUCCGCUCUCCCCGCCCCGCAUCCUCCCGGCCUCUCAUUCAUUCCGUCCGCUCCUUCCUCUCUCCUCCUUCCCGCUUCCCCAGAGCCUCCCCGCGCGGCCCCGCUGCAGUCUCGGGGUGGUGGUGUUUUUUUUUUUUAGCACAUUCAUGGAAGUUUAGGGCCUGGACGGUGCCCCCAAGUCCGGCCUGAGAGCGCAGCCCGAGCUGCCGGCCGGGAAGAGGAAGAUGUCUGUGCUUAAGCGGAUGAUGCGGGUCUCCAAUCGCUCGCUCCUCGCCUUCAUCUUCUUCUUCUCCCUGUCCUCGUCUUGCCUCUACUUCAUCUAUGUGGCUCCGGGCAUCGCCAACACAUAUCUCUUUAUGGUUCAAGCUCGAGGAAUAAUGUUAAGAGAAAAUGUGAAAACAAUAGGACACAUGAUCAGGCUGUACACAAAUAAAAACACUACUCUCAAUGGCACAGAUUAUCCUGAAGGCAAUAAUUCAAGUGAUUAUCUCGUUCAAACAACAACAUAUCUUCCGGAAAACUUCACAUAUUCACCAUACCUCCCCUGCCCAGAAAAACUGCCUUACAUGCGGGGAUUCCUCAAUGUCAAUGUAAGUGAAGUCAGUUUUGAUGAAAUUCAUCAGCUCUUUUCCAAGGAUUUAGAUAUUGAGCCAGGAGGUCACUGGAGGCCUAAAGACUGUAAACCCAGGUGGAAGGUGGCAGUCCUCAUUCCUUUCCGCAAUCGCCAUGAACAUCUUCCAAUUUUUUUCUUGCAUCUGAUCCCGAUGCUCCAAAAACAGCGGCUGGAAUUUGCCUUUUAUGUCAUUGAACAGACCGGCACACAGCCUUUUAACCGAGCAAUGCUCUUCAACGUGGGCUUUAAAGAGGCCAUGAAAGACAGCGUCUGGGACUGUGUCAUCUUCCACGAUGUGGAUCAUCUACCUGAAAAUGACCGAAACUAUUAUGGAUGUGGAGAGAUGCCACGUCACUUUGCAGCCAAGCUGGAUAAAUACAUGUAUAUUCUUCCUUAUAAAGAGUUUUUUGGCGGUGUAAGUGGACUAACAGUGGAACAGUUCAGAAAGAUCAAUGGUUUUCCUAACGCCUUCUGGGGCUGGGGAGGGGAAGACGAUGACCUUUGGAAUAGGGUUCACUAUGCUGGAUAUAAUGUAACAAGACCAGAGGGGGACCUGGGAAAAUACAAGUCUAUUCCUCAUCACCAUCGAGGUGAAGUCCAGUUCUUAGGACGGUAUAAAUUACUCAGAUACUCAAAAGAGCGCCAGUACAUCGAUGGGUUGAACAAUUUAGUAUACACGCCAAAAAUACUGGUUGAUAGGUUGUAUACAAAUAUAUCUGUAAACCUCAUGCCAGAGUUAGCUCCAAUCGAAGACUAUUAAAGGAAGUAGCUCACGUGGCAAGACCGCAGUGCUGGAUCGGAACCUGGGAGUGCGCCCCUAGUGGAGGUCAGUGAAUGGAUGCGUCACAGCGCUCUGGGUGGUGAGAAGAGCUGUGUUCUCCGUGUUUAUUUGUGGGAUUGUACAGUCAGCCUUCUUCCACCCGCCCAUCUUCUACCCUGAGACACACCCCCUGGCGAGCACUGCAGAGACCAGAUGCAGUUAAGUCCGGCAGUUACAGGAGCUCCCUACGAAGAGAAAAUUUUUAUACUAAAAUCUAUAAUUUAAGAGAAUGCUUUAUUUCCAUUUAAACAUAUUUUGUACAUAUGUGAUGUAAAUUAAUGUGUUCAAAUUGUUGAAAAAUAAGAUGUGUUACAGUUUUGCAUGUAACGGGUGAUGCCUUUAUGGGACUUUUAUAAACAUUUUUUAUUUGCAUGGAAUAAAACCCUGUAAAUUUAUGUCACUAAACAAAGGUUAACCUUGUGUGAAAUGAAGGAACUGUCAAUAAUUGACAGCCAACUAAUACAGUACACUGUUAUACUAGUUUUGAGCUUUAGACCCUCAGCUUUUUGUGUGGAAGAAGUCACAGCUUCUGUACGGUUUUUAAGGGUAAGAAGAAAGGACUUAAAUAGCUUUUCUUCCUACCAGAAUUACCAAUUUUUUUUUCCUUGCUUGCAAUCUCAUCAGAUUUUGCUAAAUCACAACCAUAUUAUUUAUGCAUAUUGCAUGAGUAUUACUAAGAAAAUCUUAAAAGUUGUGAUGUGACAUGAUAUAAAGGACCUCUUUGUUAAACGUCUCUCAUGUACCUCUGGUGUAAGUGUCAGGGAUUUUGUGCCUCAAAAAAUGUUCCCAAGGUUGCGUGUGGUUGUACACUGUAUUUUUUUAAUUCACAGUGAAUAGCACUUUUAUUAUUUCCAGUUCAGAAGAACCAAAAAAAAUUUUCAUUUAAGAAAAAAGCAAAACAAUUUUUUAAAAGAUUGAGUUAUGGAAAACCCAGUAGUACUUAAAACAUACAAAUGAAUUAUACUAUUAGAUAAAAAAUUAAAUGUUCUAUUUUUAUGAAGGUAAAUGCUUAGUAGAUAAAAGCAGAUUUUAAGUUUAAUUAUCAGACUCACAGAACUUCAAGUUUGGAAGGGACCCUUUCUAAUGUUGGCUGGUUUCAUUCAAACUGCAUGUAUUUUUUUCACUUUUAAGAUAUUACAUCGCUGGUGUUAAAAUUUCCUCACUAAAACCAUAAAUUAAUAGAAUUAUAUUAAAAUACAUUACCAAUUAUUUAAAUGCAUUGGCUUUAUUAAGACACUUCUCUAAAAACAGGUCUCUCUACCUGUUAUCAAGUGUAUUACUUAAUCUUGAAUUUGGAUGGCAUUUUCAUAACAAAACCAAACAGUAUCCUUACUUGAAAAUUAACAGUUACGAUUGACCAAAGAUUCUUUAAAAUGUCUUAAGCUAUUUUCACAAAUUUAAAAGAAAAAAUUACAUGUCUAUCAAAUGAACCUUCAGUAUUGAGGAACAAAAUGGAUUAUUCACCUGACAUGGAUAUACUUAUUUAUCUCUCAGGUUGUAAGUUUAAUUUUAAAAUCGUCAUUUUCUAUGGCAAAUAUUGAUAACACAAAUGACUGCAAAUGAAACCAUAAAAUAAUUGAAAUUCUUACACUUUGAGAAAACUGAUAGCUCUCUAUUAUAACAAAUUUUCUACAUUUGUUUCUUAGAAUUCCAAAAUAUUUGUUUUUCAUUUUUUGAUGAAAAUUUAAACCUUCUGGAAAGCAAGAUAUUUGUUCUUAAAUUGUGUAUCUAUCUCUCAAAGCCAAUGUAGUUUUUUAAUUUGAUGGAAGAAAGUAGAUUGAAAAAGUUAACAUUUGUUGAUCACUAACAAGAUAGUAGGGGCAUCGGAGCAUAAUUAACCCAAUAAUACUUAAAUAUUUUAGUCAUGGGGGAAAUUGGGGCUGUUUCUGAGUCUUAGUAGGAAAACAUAUUUUUCUCUUUAAUAUGGAGCUGCCCACAUUUUGGAAUAUUCUCAUUUUGAUACACAUUUUUAUAGUUUCAAGAGAAUUCCGUUCAACUAGUAUUUGCCUUAUUUUCUUGGAUUAGGUCUACUAAUAAUUUUGCUUUAAGUGAGGGCCGUGACUAUUUUGGUUUUUUCAGUUUUGGAUGCAGUGUGGCAUCCUGAGAAAGCCAUCUCAUUAGUUUGCUUUUUGUGUUUUGCUUUUUAAGUGCAGACCUCAAAUUGAUUUUUGCAUAUAAGUAGUAACUUCUAUGUUUGCGUAUAUGUGAUAGAGCUUUGCCAGUUAUCUGUAUGAAAAGAGCUCUGUCCCAUGAUGGUGGUGGUGGUUUAGUACCUAAGUUGUGUCCAACUCUUUGCAGCCCCAUGAAUUGUAGCCCUUCAGGCUCCUCUGUCCAUGGGAUUUCCAGGCAGCAAUACUGGAAUAGAUUGGUUGACAUUUCCUUCCCCAGGGGUUCUUCCCAACCCAGGGAUUGAACCCUCGUCUCUUGCAUCUCCUGCCUUACAGACAGUAUCUUUACCAACUGAGCCACCAGGGAAACCUGUAACUCUGUCCCAUAAAAAUUAACAAAUACAUUACAGAUGCAAGCUACCUUUAUAAGUUCAGUGGAUUUAUUAGCAUGCGUGUAUUGAUUACCUACUCGAUUAGGUGCAGUGCUAGGUAUGUCCACAGAAAACAUCUUAUUUCAGUUCUAAACAAAUCAAGUUAAGCAAGUUAAAACCUUUCUAAAAUUAUGAAAACGUCUUCUGUUAACUUAUGCAUUAUAUUUUUUAGUCUCAAAGGCAAGAAAUGUAUAUAGAUAGACAUAAUUCUGAGCUCCCUAUAGCACUACUGGGAAAGUUACACAGUGCCUUUCGACUAGAGAAAGUAGUAAUGAUUAAUGGGCCUGUUUGUAGAAAAGAAAAGGAAAAAGUGUACACAUUUGCUGUAACAUUAUGUCUCAUUCACAGUGGGGAUUGUCAUUUAAGUCUUUGCCAAAACUGGGGUUUAAUGAAUAUUUUUUUAGUCUAAAUAAAAAUUUCUGUUUGUAGUUUGUGAAAAGGUAUUCCAUUAAAAAAAACCCUUAUUUGCAAUAUUAUGUAAAUACAAAAUUAUGUGUUACAACUUGCUUAUUCUUCUUUCCUAGCCAAGGUAUUGAUAUCCAUUUUAAAACAAAAUGGAAAAAUAUCCAGUUCAAUAUUCUCCUUCAUUUUGGAGGUUCUGUGCAAGUAAAAGCAGAUCGUGUGUCGUUUUAUUUGGCCUUUGUUUGCCUGCGUCAUAUUUCUUUGUGUUCUUUUCAGACAAAUACUGGUACUCUAGAUUUAUUAUCUUGUAUUUGCAAAUAUGCCAAUGAGAGAACUGAAAAGGUCAUAGUGUUUAUCAGAAAAAGGAAGUGUACUUAAGAUUAUUUUAUUUAUUAAGCUCUAAAAGGCUUCUAUAUAAAUGCACUGAAAUAAAUGCUAGUAAUUUCUUGUACUCUCAUUUUUUUUUUUUUUUUGCUUCUCAUGGAAAUGUUUGUACUUUUUUAUCAUUGUCUUUUAUGAAAUAUAAUGUUCUAAAGA